Messenger RNA from Procambarus clarkii (red swamp crayfish), 666 nucleotides. The record is from RefSeq and is a predicted model, not a curated record. NCBI's taxonomy places the organism in Eukaryota, Metazoa, Arthropoda, Malacostraca, Decapoda, Cambaridae.
AUGGGGGUCGUCGUGCAGGCGGGCCCCUGCUGGUGGUGGUGUGGUGGUGGGGGUCAUCGUGCAGGCGGGCGGACCACGGCAGGAAUCCUGCUGGGGAUAUACUCAGUACGGGGUGGAGGCCUUCGUCGGAUCGGAGACUCUCAUAGUGCGUGGAUGUUCAAGGCGUUGAACACAUCACAAGAGGUUGAACACAGUGGAGGCCACCCAACACAGGAGGCUGAACACAGUGGAGGCCACCCAACACAGGAGGCUGAACACAGUGGAGGCCACUCAACACAGGAGGCUGAACACAGUGGAGGCCACUCAACACAGGAGGCUGAACACAGUGGAGGCCACCCAACACAGGAGGCUGAACACAGUGGAGGCCACCCAACACAGGAGGCUGAACACAGUGGAGGCCACCCAACACAGGAGGCUGAACACAGUGGAGGCCACUCAACACAGGAGGCUGAACACAGUGGAGGCCACUCAACACAGGAGGGUGAACACAGUGGAGGCCACCCAACACAGGAGGCUGAACACAGUGGAGGCCACCCAACACAGGAGGUUGAACACAGUGGAGGCCACCCAACACAGGAGGCUGAACACAGUGGAGGCCACCCAACACAGGAGGUUGAACACAGUGGAGGCCACCCAACACAGGAGGCCGAGGAGUCGCUCCACUAG